CACAAGUCGGGAGCAGAGGGGGGGUUAUAUAUUGAUUUGAAAUGGAAGGUUAAAGUUUAAACAGAAGGAAGGAAGAGCCCCGGUGUGUGUGUGUUUCUCGUUGUUCCUUUUCCUAGACGGACUCUUUUACUCCUUUAGAAAUUGGCAUUCCCCAAUCCCUAACAAAGUAAUCCAACAAAGCCUCAAAUUCUCUGCGAUUAACGAUGCCCUCCUCCAGUCGCUGAUCUCGCUAGCUCUGGAUCUAUUCCUUCUUCCGGCAUUCCGGUUUGAUUUCUAGCUUCACCUACAAAUAUAAGCUACCGAGAUUGAGAUUUUUAACUCAAAAUUUUUUUUUUUUUUUUUUUGGGUUUUCAUAUUUACAAUUCGUUAAGUCUUCUGUUGAUCUGGUAAUUCGAAUUUUAUUACGCAGACAAAAUUUAUACUAGUGGACUUAUAAUUUGGAUAUAAUAUAUAAAUAAAUAUAUUUGUUGGCGAUCGCCGGCAAAAUGACGGCGGAAGUAGAUGUAUAUGAACCGGAGGGCAUCAAGGGGUCAGUGGCUGAAGAAGAGCAAUGUGGCUUGGAUCUCGCCAAAGCCAAGGAUGAUGCCGACGGCUCCUACGUGUUCGUCAAUGGUACCGAUGCCAAGGAUGAUGAUGUCGUGGAGGCCAAUGAGAAUGGGGACGCUCUUCUGUCGCAUUUUGAAAACAAAGGUGAUGUCGGUGGCGAUUGCAACGGCGAUGGCGGUCUUGUAUUUGUAGCCGACAGAGGGACGUUCAUCGAUGCCCAACCUUCGCAGUCGGUGAAGGCUGUAGAUGACGAGACUCCGGUACCACAGGUCUCAGAUGCAAAGCCUGUGGUUGCUGAAUGCGAUUGCGAAUCGCCACUGCACACCAAUGGGAAGGUGGAGGUGGAAGAUGGAGAUGAUAUCCGUGAUGAUGAUGAUGAUAAUGAUAAUGAUAAUGAUGAUGAAGUAGUAGACAAGGUUCAGGAGGAGGAAAGUAAAUCAAACUCAGCUAGAGAUGCAGACGCAGAUGAACAUGAGGAAUCCCAUAUCUCUGUCAAUAACGAGAAUUUUCCAAGCGUUACAGCUCAGGAGGAAAGCAAAUCAAAUUCAGAUUCUGAAGUCUCUGUCAAUGAGAAUUCUCCGAGCGUUUUCACUCAGGAAGAAAGUGAAUCAAAUUACCUUGCUGAUGCAAAGGAACAUGAGGAAUCAGAAAUAUCUGCUGGUGAGAAUUUUCGAACUCUUGUUGCCCAGGAUAAGCAACAAGCUGAAUUUACCAGUCAAGUCGUGACUCUGGAAGGUUCAACCGCGCAUUUUGGAGACUCAACCGAGCAGAAUUCUACAAAUGUUCUGUCUGUGGAAGCUAACAGCUCUGUCUCCGAUGAUAAUGAUAUUGAUGAUACUAUUAGGCAAUCUACACUUUUAGGAAUUGAAGUCAAUGAUAAUAGUGGUCCUGUUGUAGCUGCUGCCGGUGCCAAUGAUGUGAGAUCUGAACCUGAGACCUGCUAUGCUACUGCUGAAGGUGAAAAACAAGUAACUAAUGCUGCUGCUAUUCGGGAUGUGGAUGUGGAUGUGGAUUUGGAAGCGGGGAUUUCAAACAGUGGCACCGAAUGCCCUCUGACUGAAGAACAACCGCAUUCAGAUACAUUAGUUGUGGCCGCUUCCCUAACUGUUGACCUGAAAUCAGCGUCUGAAAUAGAGAGUACAUAUGCUUCAAACAGCGGCAGUUUGCCUGUUGAUGACGGUGAUCUCCAUAACCCUGCUGGCCAUAGUGAAAGUGCCGUAGGCAGCAACCUGGAUUUUGUACAAGAAUCUGAGGGCAUUGGUGGGAUUGAUAGAGAUGAAGCCCCAACGUCUUCCUCUGGGGAUAAUUUGGAAGGUCAAAAUGUGGGACAGCAUGUAGAUACUCCACCGGCUUCCCUAGAUAUUGACUUGAAACCGGAGUCUGAAGUAGAGAAUACAUGCGCUCCUAACACCAGAAAUAUGCCAGGUGAAGAUGGUAUUUUAUCGGAAUCCAAUGAUCUGCAUAGCCAUGCUGUGGAUAAUGGAAGUGCAGCAGACAGGAACCUGGAUUUUGUACAUGUUGAAGGUGAUGUUGAACCAACAUGUAAAGAAGCUAAGAGCAUUGAUGGGAUUCAUAGAGUUGAAGCCUCAACAUCUUCCCCUGAAGAUAGCUUGGAAGAUACUUCAGUCGAUAAUGACGGUGGCACACAUUCUUCCCAAAGUGCUAACUCCAAACCAGAGUCUGAAGCAAAGAAUACAAGUGCUUUAAACAGCACAAAUAUGUCAGAUGACAAUGGUGCUGUAUCUGAAUCCAGGGAUCUGCAGAGCCCUGUUCUGGAUAGUGGAAGCAUAGUAGACAGUGACCUGGAUCCUGAACAUGUUGAACGUGAUGUCAAACCAAAUUGUCAAGAAGCUGAGAGCAUUGAUGGGAUUCUUAGAGAUGAGGCCUCAGCAUCUUCCCCGGAAGAUAAUUUGGAAACACAAAAUGCAGGAAUCGAGGUGGUGAAAAAGCCAUUCUACUUUUUGAUCAGGAUUCCUAGAUCUGAUGAGGAAAAUUUAAGAGAGCGGAUUAAACAUGCUCAGUUAGAAGUUGAAGAGAAGACUAAAAGGAGGGAUGCUAUUCGUGGCAAAAUCCAAAUGAAAAGGGCCACUUGUAAGGAGUUUGAUGAUGCGGUUCAAUCUGCUUUAAUGGAGGAAAGAGCUGCAAGAGAUUCAGUUAAGUCUAAACGCCAAGAAGUGGAUUCUGUUCAAUUAAUGAUUAACAAAGUGAAAAAUGCAAUAUCAGUUGAGGAUAUUGAUGGCAGGAUACGUAAUAUGGAACACAUGAUUGAACAUGAAACCCUGCCUUUGAGGGAAGAAAAGCAAUUAAUUCGUGAAAUCAAGCAAUUGAAGCAACUACGUGAACAGCUCUCUUUGAGCAUUGGUAAGCAGGAUGAAAUUCAACAGGCUUUAGGCCGAAAAGACCAAAUUGAAGAGCGCUUGAAGGUUUUAAGAAAGGAGAUUGAUCUAUUGAGGGAUAAUCUUCUUAAAGCUGAGUUAGUCACUAGAGCUGCUAAGAAGAAAUUCAAUGAUGAAAAUGAUGAGCUGAAUGAAUUACUAUCUCACUUCAAAGCUGCUGAUGGCAUUCGACAAGAAGCAUAUGCACAUAUGCAGAGUUUGAAGAAACAGCAAUAUGAGAAGAAUAAAUAUUUUUGGAGAUACAAGGAUGAUGUAAAGGCGGCCAACAAUUUAGCAUCAACUGGAGAUAGAGAGCAACUGCAAUGUCUUUGUAUUGAUCAGGUUGAGAAAGUAAUGGAACUCUGGAACAGAAAUGAUGAUUUCCGGAAAGAAUACAUAAGAUGUAACACCAGGAGCACACUGAGGAGACUGGGGACCUUGGAUGGCCGCUCACUUGGUCCUGAUGAGGAGCCACCUGUGAUACCUUAUAUUGUGCAUGAGAGAGUAGCAAAAAAUAACUCAGUGGCACCUAUUUCAACUCAGGAACAAGAAAAACAAGUUGUGAUUGUCGAGGCUGAAAAACCAGAUAAGUCAGCGGCAAAGAUUGAGGAGAGGGAGAACCAAAAAGCUAAAACUAAAAAACCUGCAAAACAUGCUUCAUUAGGAAAUGGCCCACCAGCUAUCUCUGGUUGGAUUGAGAUUGAAGAGGCAAGAGAAGAAGAAAAGAAACUGACAAAAGAGGAAGCGGAGUUGGCCAGGAAAGCAGAGGAAUUAAGAAAGGAAGAAGAAGCUGCUAAGUUGAAGGAACAACGUAGGUUGGAGGAGAAGGCCAAAGCUAAAGAGGCACUCGAGAGGAAAAAACGGAUUGCUGAGAAGGCCCAAGCAAGGGCAGCAAUCAGGGCACAGAAGGAAGCUGAACAGAAACAGAAGGAAAGGGAGAAGAGAGCAGUGAAGAAGGAUAGAAAGAAGGCAAAUGGAACAGAGGCUACAAAUGGUAUUAGCGAAGGAGACUCAGGUGUAGCUCCAAGCUUGGAAAUUCCUAGUGGAAGUCCAAAGGAGUCUGAAGCCAAGGAGAAACCGACAGCGUUAAAGAGGCCUCAGAAAGCAUCAUCACAUUCACAGUUGACAAAACUGCAAACAAGGGCAAAACCUAUGCCUCUGCCUCUUCGAAACAGGAGCAAAAGAAGGAUGCAGCCUUGGAUGUGGACCCUUGUUGCGGUUGCGCUUUUCUUUGUCCUCUUUUUGAUGGGUAACAGCAACCUCUCCUCUAAAUCCUGCCUGCAAUGGCUCGGUUUCUGAUCAUAUCCCGUUCUAGGCAAAUAAUAUAGAGUUUGGUGGGACAUUCCCAUGGAGAUGAGAUGAGAUAUAUAAUGUAUACAAUUUAUAUUUAUAUUAUUAUACAUAUAUAUAGGCGAUUCUUUUGUGUGUCUUGGUCAGGAUUGGUUCUUCCUCUAGUUGGCAUUCUUUUGUCGUUAAUUGUAAGGUAUAUCGGUUUCCUUUUAUUUGUGAGAAAAACAUAUUUCUUCGGGUGUUGAUUACAUUAACUAUUUUAUAAUAAGUAGAAAUAUUUUGGGGAUUUUUCA
Molecule: messenger RNA, 4504 nt
Organism: Ziziphus jujuba (common jujube)
Lineage: Eukaryota; Viridiplantae; Streptophyta; Magnoliopsida; Rosales; Rhamnaceae
Exons: 7
Coding region: 486-4220 (1244 amino acids)
Source: RefSeq, a predicted model, not a curated record